AUGGAGAGGGGCAAUCACACUGUGACUGAGUUCAUCCUGGUGGGCUUCACAACAGACCCUGUGAUGCAGUUGAUCCUGUUUGUGGUGUUCCUUGGUGUGUACUCUGUGACCGUGAUGGGAAAUACCACACUCAUAGUGUUGAUCUGUAAUGACUCCAGGCUCCACACACCCAUGUACUUCUUCAUUGGGAACCUCUCAUUCCUGGAUCUCUGGUAUUCGUCUGUCUACACCCCGAAGAUCCUAGUGACCUGCAUCUCUGAGGACAAGAGCAUCUCCUUUGCCGGCUGUGUAGCUCAGUUCUUCUUCUCUGCUGGGCUGGCAUACAGUGAGUGUUAUUUGUUAGCUGCUAUGGCUUAUGACCGUUACAUGGCCAUCUCCAAACCACUGCUUUAUUCUCAAGCAAUGUCCGUAAGGCUAUGUGCGUUUCUGGUAGUAGCCUCUUACCUUGGUGGAUUUAUUAACUCUUCUGUCAUCACCAAAAGAACUUUUGCCUUGAACUUCUGUGGUGACAAUGUCAUUGAUGAUUUUUUCUGUGACUUACUGCCCCUAGUGAAGCUGGCUUGUGGCAAAAAAGAUGGCUACCAGACUCUACUGUAUUUCUUCCUGGCCUCCAAUGUCGUCACCCCCACAGUGUUCAUACUCGCCUCCUACCUCUUCAUCAUUGCCACCAUCUUGAGAAUCCGCUCCACCCAGGGCCGCCUCAAAGCCUUCUCUACCUGCUCCUCCCACUUGCUCUCUGUCACUUUAUAUUAUGGCUCCAUUCUCUACAUCUACUGUCGUCCCCGGUCCAGCUAUUCCAUGGAUAGGGACAAAAUAGUUUCCACCUUUUACACUGUGGUCUUCCCCAUGUUGAAUCCCAUGAUCUACAGUCUGAGGAAUAAGGAUGUGAAAGAGGCUCUGAAUAAACUCUUUAAAUAA
Messenger RNA from Orycteropus afer afer, 918 nucleotides. Its product is annotated as olfactory receptor 1013-like. Gene Ontology annotation, biological process: G protein-coupled receptor signaling pathway; sensory perception of smell. The record is from RefSeq and is a predicted model, not a curated record. Gene Ontology annotation, cellular component: membrane. Lineage: Eukaryota; Metazoa; Chordata; Mammalia; Tubulidentata; Orycteropodidae. Gene Ontology annotation, molecular function: olfactory receptor activity; G protein-coupled receptor activity; odorant binding.